AUGGUGCAGGCUUACUACCACGACAACGUUGAUUCCGUGGAUUUUCGCGAGCCUCAUAACUCAGGCGAAGAGGUAUCGUUGCAACAGCUAGAACGCAUAGGUGCAUUCUACAGAUUUUGUCCUACGUUAGAAGACGUGAACCAGGUGGCCACUGACAGGAAUUACAAAAACAGAGACACCGUUAGCAUUUCGGCAGAAACUUUGGGCGAGGCACUUUUGCCAAAAUUGCAAACGUUUUACGCAGAACACCUGCACGAGGACGAGGAAAUAAGAUACAUUGUGGACGGAGAAGGAUAUUUCGACGUACGUAAUCCAACCGACGAUAGAUGGAUCCGGUGCAAAUUGGUUUCCGGCGAUCUGCUGGUGCUUCCUGCAGGCAUGUACCACCGUUUCACACUAACGGCCCAAAACUAUGUCAAAGCGAUCCGUCUGUUCAAAGAUGAGCCCAAAUGGGUGGCCCACGCCCGUCCCGACGCGGACGGAUUCCCAAUUCGCAAUGAGUAUCUCGCUACGAUCCAGUAG
Molecule: messenger RNA, 522 nt
Organism: Lachancea sp. 'fantastica'
Lineage: Eukaryota; Fungi; Ascomycota; Saccharomycetes; Saccharomycetales; Saccharomycetaceae
Source: the annotation of a GenBank genome assembly